Messenger RNA from Dermacentor silvarum, 609 nucleotides. RefSeq lists its product as uncharacterized. Lineage: Eukaryota; Metazoa; Arthropoda; Arachnida; Ixodida; Ixodidae. Bases 126 to 536 code for a protein of 136 amino acids. The record is from RefSeq and is a predicted model, not a curated record. The transcript has 3 exons.
GGCGACGCGACCAGCGGCAGCGACGGAUCGCCCUCCACGACGGCAAAACCUGUCGCUCGUCGCCGUCGCUGUCGCUCGAAAAUCGCGUGCAUGCUGUUGGGCCUUAAGGCAUCAGAGGCAAGUUCAUGACCACAGAAGAAAAGACGCCAGGAAAGCCUGCGAAGUGCAGACAGGUGGACGGUCUGCAGCAUGGUGGUCCUUUCAACCGCUGCCGCUUGGACAGCAGCAGGAGUGGGAGCUCUGCUCGGAUUGCUGACCCCAUGCUGCCUGCUGUGCGUGAUUCACUGCCUAGGAUUCGGUUCCGGCGGAGUUGUGGCAGGUUCCCUGGCCGCCUGCGCACAGUCCUCGAUUGGCGACGUCUCCGAAGGGAGCUUGUUUGCGUGCUGCCAGAGCUGGGGAGCCGCGGGAUGUCACUGCGCAGUUUACAUCACACUCGCCGCUCUCGGAGCAGUAGCCGGGUACUACACCGCCAGUGCCGUCGCUGCGGCUCUGUGAAAUCUACGCAUGCGUCGCCACUGCCCGUCAAGCAAAUGUAACGCAUGAUGAAAACAGCUGAUGGAUGGCGACAAAGAUGCCGUCACUUUUUGAAUGCGUAAUAAAAUGUUCUGA